Pygocentrus nattereri (red-bellied piranha) is the source of this 5996-nucleotide messenger RNA. It is a transcript of the gene nr4a3, whose product is annotated as nuclear receptor subfamily 4, group A, member 3. Gene Ontology annotation, cellular component: nucleus; transcription regulator complex. The record is from RefSeq and is a predicted model, not a curated record. Gene Ontology annotation, molecular function: RNA polymerase II cis-regulatory region sequence-specific DNA binding; zinc ion binding; nuclear glucocorticoid receptor binding. The transcript is spliced from 9 exons. Bases 504 to 2342 code for a protein of 612 amino acids. Gene Ontology annotation, biological process: cellular response to corticotropin-releasing hormone stimulus; regulation of transcription by RNA polymerase II. Lineage: Eukaryota; Metazoa; Chordata; Actinopteri; Characiformes; Serrasalmidae.
UUAGACUUGGAGCGGCUCUCAGCGCGGCACAUAAACACACACAGCCCGGGCGCAGAGUGCGAGCUGAGCGCGGCACAGCUCCUCUCCGCUCCCACACGGACUUACUUCACUCUUACUGAGAGCAAAAAGAAAAGAAAAGAGAAGGAGAACAGAGAGAGAGAGAAUUACAUUUCUGAUGAAAACUCAUCAACUUCGGCGUCUUUAAGACCAAGUUCCAUUCAACUUGCCGUUUGCCUGUUUUAUCCUCUCUUUGCAAACUUCUGCUGGAUAUGCACAGGGAAUUAUUAGGGCUCUAACAACAUAUGUAAAGACGGAACCGCUACAGCAAACAACCCCCGGUUCGGAAGAGCGCGUGCAGCCGAGCUGUGAGUCCCAGGACACUUGCAGCGCCGCGCGACCUCAGAGAGUAUCAGCAUUAGAGCCCCGUCGCGUGCCCGUCCCGCGCGCCACACCGAGCACGAUUCAGCGAGCAAAGGGUCCGCCAGAUCUAUGGCAUUGUGACAAUGAGCAGGCGAGCACAGUUAUUGGAGCAGCUGCGUUUUGUUCAUCUAAAAUGCACUCCUCGAGACAUGCCCUGCGUCCAGGCCCAGUACGGCCCUGCGCCCCCUGGGUCCAGCUACUCUGCCCAGUCGUUCGGUUACCACAGCGACUACAGCGCUGACCUCAUGGCGACGGACUACGCCAAGUGCGAGCUGGGCGGGGGUGAGAUUUCGGCAGCUGCCGCCACUACAUCGUUGCCCAGCUUCAACGUGUUCGUGGAGGGUGGUUUUGAGCCCAAGCCUUCCUGCCUGUAUCAGCUGCCCCCUCAGCGGCCCACCAUCAAGAAGGAGGAGGAGAGCUACCCUCCAAUGGCUGUUUCGGACGAAGCUAUGAGCGGCUCCAUGUACUUUAAGCAGUCUCCACCCUCCACACCCCCAACUCCGCUGCACCCUGGACCACCAGGGGCAUCCUCCUUUCUUUGGGACGAGCCCCAUGCCCUGCCCCCUGUUCCCCAGCCCUGCAUCAUGGAGGGCGCUCUAAAGGGCCCGCGUUUUCCACACUUCUAUGAGCCCCCAGCCCCCUCCUCCAGUGGCUAUGAAGGACCAAUGGGCCUGCCGCUCCGUCCUGAGCGCUCUCCUUCAUCGUCCUCCUCUUCUUCACACCCACCACCUAGCCUGGACACUCAUGCACACAGUCACACGCAUCCGCACAUGUACCCACUGAACAUAGGCAAACCCAGCAGCCUGGCCUUCCGCUCGCUGGGCAUGGGCCCGUGCCCACCCUCGCUGCUGGGCGAGAGCCUCCCAUCGCCGCCCAGCCGGGCCAGCUCUGGGGAGGGCACAUGUGCCGUGUGUGGAGACAAUGCUGCCUGCCAGCACUAUGGGGUCCGGACAUGUGAGGGCUGCAAGGGCUUCUUUAAGAGGACAGUGCAGAAGAACGCCAAGUACGUGUGUCUGGCCAGUAAAAACUGCCCUGUGGACAAAAGGAGACGGAACCGCUGUCAGUACUGCCGCUUCCAGAAGUGUCUGAGUGUGGGCAUGGUGAAGGAAGUGGUGCGCACAGAUAACCUGAAGGGGAGGAGAGGUCGUCUGCCGUCCAAGCCAAAGAGUCCGCUCCAGCCUGAGCCAUCCCCUCCCUCACCCCCUCUCAGCCUACUCAACGCUCUGGUCAGAGCCUACUCCCAGUCCAUACCCCGAGAACUGGACUACAGCCAGUUCAGCGCAGUAGAGACGGGUGGUCUUGCCGAGGCUCAGCAGAUUCAGCUGUUCUACAGAGUGUUGACCGGCUCCAUGGAGGUCACACGCUGCUGGGCAGAGCGACUGCCGGGAUUCUCAGAGCUUCACCACGACGACCAGAACCUACUUAUAGACUCCGCCUUCUUAGAGCUGUUUGUGCUCCGCCUGGCCAACAGGUCGUUGUUGGCAGAGGAGAAGUUUGUUUUCUGCACAGGGCUGGUACUCCAUAGGUUGCAGUGUCUGCGAGGCUUUGGAGAAUGGCUCGACUCCAUCAGAGACUUCAGCUCCCAUCUUCAGAGUCUGAACCUGGACUUGCCAGCCUUCUCCUGCCUGUCCGCCCUAGUGCUGCUCACAGAGCAAUGUCCUGGUCUCAAAGAGCCCAAGAAGGUGGAGGAGCUGCAGUCUAAGCUCGUCUGCUGCUUGCGGGAACACCUCAGCUCUGGCGGGAUCGGGGGCGUGGCUGCUGUAGGCAAGGCCCCUCCUCCCACAGCUGCCGUGCUGGGCCUGAGGGCAGAGCUCCGGUCUCAGCGCACUCAAGGCCUCCAGAGGAUCUUCUACCUGAAGCUGGAGGAUUUAGUCCCACCCCCUCCACUCAUCGACAGGUUCCUGGACACCCUGCCCUACUGAUGGCUCUAAGACACGCUCACAAAGCUCACAGACACACCCACAAAAAGCUCACUGAGACACGCCCACGGCAGCUAUGCAGACGCAUCACUGAGGGGCGGAGCCUGUUGUCCAGAGAGACUCACGAACUACAUUUCUAAUGAGUCUCUAGUGUGACUUUGGUGGCACAGGAGCUCAGCCAGAGAAGAGCUUUUUUCACUUUGGCUCUGCAUUGGAAAAUGUAGAUGUUGGAAAUGUAUGGUUGUGUGGAAGAGUGUGUGUAUGUAUGUUGGGGUGGGGGGCAGAGCUGUUCUUUUGGACUAUGGUUCAAUGUAUCGUGGGAAAUGAGUGCAUAUGUGUAUGCAUGUGUGUGUUUGAGGGAGAGAGCAUGGAAGGAUACUUCUUUUUUAAUAAGAAUGCUGUCAGAAUACUUCGCUGUCAUUCAUCUAGACUACGAGGGCAACAGCUGUUUAAUCACACAUGCACACACAUACCUACUCUUUUGCAGGAGUGUGGUAAGGGAAUACUCCAACAUUUUUUUAACCUGAUCUGCACUAUACGGUGGAUUACUAUGGAAAAUAAUUCCAAUACAUUUCCCUGUUCUUACGAAAGAGCACACUUUGCUCAAAGACUCAAGACCAGUGACAUAGCCAGAAUUUCAUUUUAGGAGAUGGUAUGGUAAUCGCUAAUAGAUUGUAUCUAUCGCGAUGUUUACAUGGUUCUUGUAAUCUGUAUUUCCUUUUAACUUAUAGUCCAUGUCCUAUGUUAGUUUUGAUACACUGUCUGGAUUCUAUAGCAGCACGAGGCAGCAAUUUUUGUUACUAUGGUCGUGCUAACAAAAAAGAUAAAGCUGUGCUGCAGCCUUCCACACCUGGAACACACACACACACACACACACACACACACACACACAUAUAUAUAUAUAUAUAUAUAUAUAUAUAUAUAUAUAUAUAUAUAUAAACUGAAUGACAUUGUGAUUAUGUUAAAGUUGUUAAAAUCUAAAAAAAAUAGAGGCUAAUAAUAGUAGGAGACUAUAGUAACAUAAGGCUUUUGGCUAACUAGCACAGGAAGCUUUAGCCAUGCCAUUAAUUUAAUGAUUUAUAGGCUGUUAGCAAGUGAAAAAGUUUCUCUCUUUUAUUAAUUUUGUUAAAUUUUCUCCCUAAUUUAGUCACUGUGAAUUCAACCCAUUAGCUAAGUCUCCCCUUAUCAUAUCACGCUACCAAGCUAGGAGGGCAAAGGCUAGCAUGUGAAGCACCACUGCAUUUUUACGAACUGUUACUAGCACCCAUCAUGAGACAGAUCAGUGUGCCUAGAGGCUUGCAUCGUUCGCUAGUAUCACACUAGUGGGGAGAGGAAGGGCCAUCCUACUCAUCCACACAGAGCAAGGCCAGUUAUGUUCCCUUUGACUCCUGGCCAUGGAUGGCAUGGUCAGGGAUCAAACUCACAAUCUCCUAAUGAUAGGGUCAAUGUGCCACAUGCCACUCACAAUACGGUAAUCAAUCGGUGAUGGCUAGGGGCAGUAAUUGGACAAUGGUAUAGUCUUAUUGGGGGGCAGCUAGGAAGCAUUACAUUCCAGAGAAAUAGCUUAUAGUGAGGAUAACCACCUAGCCAGCUAGCCUACUUCAUUGUAGCUACCAUAACCAGAGAGAAAAAAACACAACAAAUGGUUGCUGACCUAGAUAGUUACUAUAGCAACUGAUGGAAUGCUAUGGCACGUAAAGGCUAUUUAAUCAAAAGCAUACCUAUCACAGCACCAGGGUAGAUGUCCAGGAUAACGGUUAAAGAUUGCGAUUUUCUCACUGUUCUUUGUCACGGCAAGAAAAUCAAAAACUGAUUGCAGCAUUGAAUGUUGUUUUCUUCACCAGGGUAAACUAACUAAGUAGCAGCCGAUGUCAAGAAUUAGCACAGCUCAGCUAAGUUCCCACAUCUGCAAAAGCAGUAGAUCAGGCAACGAUGUGUAUUUGUUGCCGUCAAAAGAAAAACAUUGUUCCUUGCCUUAUUUAACAGCAAUGCAUACGACCAGUGGUGGCAUGCAGCGAUGUAAACAUUGCCACAGUCUUAGUGAUUGGGAAAAAUGAUUUAUGUUCAAUGGGCAACACAUAAUACAAUUGACAUCAUAGAACUUUUUUCUUUUUAGAAGACAGAAAUCUGAGGCUUGUCCUCUACGUGAAUGGGCCUAGGCCCUCCAGACAACCCCGCAGUUGCAACUGCUUUCUUCAGAACACACGUUUACAUUUAUGGCAUUUGGUAGACGGUCCCAGAGCGACUUAUCAUUUUAAUCAUGUUAGGUAGGUGAAUGUGGUGUUAGGAGUUAUGCGGUUGUUGGUACAGUAUGUUAUGCUUUGCUCGGGGGAAAUGAACUGUUACCUGCUGACUUCCAUGUUAUAAUACUUAUGAUAGUAGCCAAAGGGCAGUUGCUUCAGCAUGUGCUUUUCAAAUUUUAUUAAAUACAGAGAAACACUUAUUCUGUACAGAGAAAUUGUUGUGUGUAUUAAUCCACCAUAUUCUACAGAUGCAGCACAUAGAAACUAAGUUGAAAAAUGCUGGAGUAUUCUGUUAAGCAUCUCUAAGAUAAGCUUUAGACAAAUGAAUCAACCAUCAUCCAGACAGACAGACAAAAGUGCAUUAAAAUUUCUAAACACAGAAUCACACUCUGUUUCACCCAAAAACUGCAUACAAGUGCAAUUUACUAAGUGCUAUUUAACAGAACAACAAAUAACAGAUUAGCAAGCGGAGCAAGGAGGAAAGCAAUGGAAAUAAGGGAGUGUGUGGGUUCCAUUUCUAUUUCAACUCUAAAUUAUUUUAAUACUAAGGACUCGCCUUGUGAGGUGAAGGUUUUAAAACCGAGCAGAAAAGAGAUUUUCUCAGACCAGUUCUGCGCACUAACUCAUUAAUGACCGCGAGUUCCACAAACUUGAAAGGACUGUAGAUUUUUUUAUUUUAUUUUCUGGUUUCUAAAAAAUCAGAGAAUUGUAGUGUAGGACUGUAGAACUAAAAAAAAAAAGAAAAGCAAGUAAAGGAGAAUUUGGGCUACAAGCACUUAAAAGGAGAAAGAGAGGGGGUAGAGUGAGGAGCAAGGGAGGAUAAAAAAAAGAGACGUAGUGCAGGAGGAACGAAACAUUCCGCGUUCAUGUUCAUUUUUUUGUAAGUUUAUAUUGUUAACGCCAUUUAUUAAUAUGGAGGACUUGUUGCAAAAAAUGUCUUUUAUUUGUACAAAAAGGAAAAAAAAACAUAUGCAUGGUUUUCUCUUUAUCGCCUUUCUUGCCUGUAUUUAUUUUGCAAAGACCGCCGGCUCCUAAAGGGCUUGGACAUGUUCAUCACCAACUUGGGCUUUUCUUUUUGCUAACGUUGCCCAGUAGGCAACAUUUUUGAGAAGAGAUGGAAGAAGUAAAAAUUAUAUAAAUAUAUAAAUAUAUAUAUAUAUAUAUAUAUAUACACACAAGACGAAAACUAAUAUUUUGAAGUGUUUUUAUUCAAUAGCUUUUUUCAAAUAUUGUGGUACGAGUUGUGCAUUUGUUUGUUUGUUUGUUUGUUUUUUCUUUUGGAGAAAGAAACAAGAUGGCAAAAAAGAAAAAAAAAAUCAAUGUCUCUUCUGGUUUGUUUAGAUUUCUUUUUUUCUCUUUGGUUCACUGGAGGCUCUGUUCAGCACUUUGAAAUCAUAAAGAAAAGAAAAACUGA